Molecule: messenger RNA, 3657 nt
Organism: Artibeus jamaicensis (Jamaican fruit-eating bat)
Lineage: Eukaryota; Metazoa; Chordata; Mammalia; Chiroptera; Phyllostomidae
Gene: SELP
Product: selectin P
Exons: 16
Coding region: 106-2409 (767 amino acids)
Biological process (GO): response to cytokine; leukocyte tethering or rolling; heterophilic cell-cell adhesion
Cellular component (GO): membrane; external side of plasma membrane
Molecular function (GO): oligosaccharide binding; sialic acid binding
Source: RefSeq, a predicted model, not a curated record
UUGGUCCUCUAAACCGCCUGACCCUGUGUGCAGGCAGCAGGACUGAGACAGUAUAAGAAGUCCAGGCUGGACCAGCAGCAGGACCACGGGUGCGUCGCAGAAAACAUGGCGAGCUGCCCAGGAGCCAGCUGGAACUGGAGGCCUCUCGGAGUCUUCAGAACGGCCCGGCUUCUUUGCCUCAGUGCCCUGAUCUCUGAACUGAUGAACCAGAACGGAGCAGCAGCGUGGACCUAUAAUUACAGCAGCAGCCCCUACUCGUGGAAUUCCUCCCGUUUAUUCUGCCAACGGUUCUUCACAGAUUUAGUGGCCAUCCAGAAUAAAGACGAAAUCGCUUACCUUAAUGAUUUCUUGCCUUACUACAAAGAUUACUACUGGAUCGGGAUCCGGAAGAUCAAUAAUCAAUGGACCUGGGUGGGGACCAAAAAGACUCUGACCAAGGAGGCUGAGAACUGGGCCGACAAUGAGCCUAACAACAAGAAGAACAACCAGGACUGCGUGGAGAUUUAUAUCAAGAGCGCGUCGGCCCCCGGCAAGUGGAACGAUGAGCCGUGCGGGAAGAGGAAGCGGGCGCUGUGCUACACAGCCUCCUGCCAGGACGCAUCCUGCAGCAGACAAGGGGAGUGCAUCGAGACCAUCGGGAACUACACCUGCUCCUGCCACCCCGGCUUCUACGGACCAGACUGUGAAUAUGUCAGGGAGUGCGGGGCCCUGGAGCUCCCUCAGCGUGUGCUCAUGAACUGCAGCCACCCUCUGGGAGACUUCUCCUUCAACUCACGGUGCAGCUUCCACUGCGCCGAAGGGUACACCGUGGAUGGAGCCCGCGAGCUGGAGUGUUUGGCUUCUGGAAACUGGUCGAAUAAGCCCCCGAACUGUGUAGCCACCCCGUGCCCAGCCCUGCGGCCCCCCGAGCGAGGCAGCAUGCGCUGCCAGCACUCUGCAGACACGCACCCCCGCCAGUCCAGCUGCAGCUUCAGCUGCGAAGAGGGAUCCGUCUUAGUUGGGCCCGAGCUGGUGCAGUGCACAGCCUCAGGGGUGUGGACGGCCUCGCCCCCUGUGUGCAGAGACGUUACCUGUGAGCCACUGGAGAGUCCCACCCAUGGAAGCAUGGCCUGCUCUCCAUCCUCGAGAGCAUUUCAGCACAACACCAGCUGCAGCUUCCACUGCGAUGACGGCUUCGUGCUGAGCGGAGCCGACACAGUUCAGUGCGCUGGCAUGGGACAGUGGACAGCGCCAGCCCCAGUCUGUCAAGCUUCGCAGUGCCAGGAUCUGCAGGCUCCGAACAGGGCCCAGAUGAACUGCACCCACCACUUUGGUGCCUUCCGCUACCAGUCCACCUGCAGCUUCACCUGUGACGAAGGCUCACUCCUGGUGGGAGCAAGCGAGCUCCAGUGCUUGGCUGCUGGGGACUGGAGUGCGCAUCUUCCAGAGUGCCAAGUCAUUACCUGCAUGCCGCUGCAAAGUCCUCAGAACGGAACAGUGACCUGUGACCAACCUCUGGGACCUUCCACUUAUAAGUCUACUUGUCACUUCACCUGUGAUGAGGGAUUCUCCCUGGCAGGACCAGAAAGACUGGAUUGCACUUCAUCUGGGCACUGGACAGGUUUCCCACCCACGUGUGAAGCCAUCCAGUGCCCAAGAUUACUUGCCCCAGAGUGGGGACGGCUGGAUUGUUCUCACACUCGUGGAGAAUUCAGCAUUGGCUCCACCUGCAGCUUCUCCUGUCACGAGGGCUUUCGGCUGGAGGGGGCCAACAGUGUUAAAUGCACGGCUUCUGGGAGAUGGACAGCACCUCCGCCAACCUGCGAAGGUGCAGCAGCCGCUCCUACGCCAGCGGUGCGCUGCCCGGCCCUCGCCACUCCGGAGCAGGGCACCAUGUCCUGCAGACACCGGCUGGGAGCCUUCGGGUCGAACACCACCUGUUCCUUCGGAUGCAGAGCCGGGUUCACACUCAGGGGAGAGAGCACGCUCCGAUGCAGGCCGUCAGGACAGUGGACAGCAGUGGCGCCAGCCUGCACAGCUGUCAAAUGCUCCGAGCUGCCCAUGGUGGAACCACUACUGAUGAACUGCUCGAACCCUUGGGGGCAGUUCAGCUAUGGGUCAACCUGCACCUUCCACUGUCCAGAGGGACAACUGCUUAACGGCUCGGCGAGGACAGCGUGCCAACACACAGGCCAGUGGUCCACGGCCAUGCCCACCUGCCAAGGGGGGCCUCUGACUGUGCAGGAAACUCUGACUUACUUUGGGGGGGCUGUGGCCUCUGCAACAGGCUUGGCGAUAGGUGGGACCCUCCUGGCUCUGCUAAGAAGGCGUUGCAGACAGAAAGAUGAUGGGAGAAGCCCCCUGAACCCUCAGAGCCAACUGGGCACAUACGGAGUUUUUACAAAUGCUGCAUUCGACCCGAGCCCUUAAGUACUCGUCCUUCUCCUGGUCACUUGGCCUCAGAAGACCCCUGUGGUUGAACACCAGGCUUCCUGUUAUACUUGACUAACUGGAGUGUGUUUGCUGCAGUUUUCUGUAAAUACUUGUGAGCAAAGGACAUGGCAUUUCCUUGAGAUUAGCUCUGGCCCAGAGCAGGGGGACUGUGCCGUGAGCCCACACUCUCCACCCACCCCCCUUCCCGCUCCACCUCUCCCCUCCCUCCAGCUGGCGGGCAGUGGUCUGUGGGCUUUGCCCUGGCUGUCACUCGGAAUACUAAUUGGCCAAAGGCUGGAGCAUCUGAGUCACCAGAAGACCACACUGUGGAAACAUGAAAGCGCAUCUUUAUUUUGGGGGGAUGGAGGGAGGCAUUCUGUCCUUUUUUGGAAGUCAGGAAGGGUGUCUCUGGCCGGAGGAAAUGUCUGUAGGUCUCAGGGAUCUCCAGAGGGGCUGUUGGUGACACCUCUUACACUUCUGCCGCUGAGGCUUCCAGGGAUGCUGCAGAAGACCGAGGAUGAAGACAGGAAGGCACAGGCCACUGUCGCUGGUCCCCCCACUUGUCACUCUCCCCCAAAGACCAAUACUCAAACGUGUAAUGAACAGGCUUCCCCCCAAAUGCCAUGUUCUAUCAUUUGAUGUUUUGUUCAAUGAGGUCUGUGUCCAUCACUUUGUUUACAUCGAUGUAAUUCAGAACUACCACUGCCCCCUUUACUGUUUGACCCUUUCACCAGUCAGGAAGUAUGUGCCGUACCGCCUUCCACAAGGAGAAAACCAGAGAAGCACCAAGGGUCUUCAUCACCGGAACGUUCUCCAGGGAAGAACGGGCGUGUUUCACACACUCUUCAAAUCACAUUUUUUUUUAAAGAUUUUAUUUAUUUAUCUUUAGAGAGGAAGGGAAGGGAAGGAGAGAGGGAGAGAAACAUUAGUGUGGGGUUGCCUCUCCUGUAUCCCCUGCUGGGACCUGGCCUGCAACCCUGGCAUGUGCCCUGACUGGGAAUCAAACCUUGAUCCUUUGGUUUGCAGGCCCACGCUCAGUCCACUGAGCUACACCAGCCAGGGCUAAAUCACAUUUUCAAUAAAUCGGUUGUUGAAAGUCGCCCAGGGGUCAUCUGGAGCCAAUCACAUGUAGAGAGGCCAACAAUGCCACUCUCUGGUCUCUGUGAAAUGUGAGGCAGUGGACACAUCACGCAGACUGAAUGACACACAGGCAAAUGUGCAAAUAAAAAUGGUGAAACCGUCUAA